CGACGACGACCUCGACACUAUGCUUCUCGUCAACGCUGUCGUUCCCUCUGCGCUUCUCAUUGCCAUCCCUCACAAUCCGCAGGCGGCAGACACCUGCUUGUCCAAGUAUUACUAUGGCACCCACGGUCAACAGGACAUCUUUAUAACGAACGACGAGCUAUGUGUCGCCGAAAUGCCCAGCGACCUCGUCAUGGACGGCUCGCUCGGGAGCAUAUCUGGAGAUGUGCAGCAACUUGUGUGGCUGCAGCAUGAAGCUGUAGACCCAGCUAUCAAGCCCGCAACGUUCGUUGACGAGAUCGACGCGUUCCUCUCACACCUUCCCACCGCUGCUCCCACCGCGUCCAACAAUGACCAGGUCGUCUUCGGGGAGAGGAAGGCUGCGCCUCAGAUCCUCCACCGCACGGAGAACGCGGCCUUGAUAUCCGUGGACAGUGCGACCGCGCUCACGUUGGACCAGCACCUGCCUGCGUUCUGGAAGGCGUCUCCCCUCCCAGACUCCCCCAUCGACUUCAUUCCUGUUCCCUCCAAGGCGAUCGAGCGCGUCAAGGACAUCCUGAACAACUUGAAGUUCGACCCCGUUGUUGCCGCCCUAGUCAACAACAUCUCCGUGCCGCAACUGCGUGCGGACGUGCGCUAUCUCACCGGCGAGUCCUCCUCGUCCGAGAUCGUCUCCCGCCACUCGUUCUCCAGCGGGGUCCUCAUCGCGGCGGAGUGGCUGAAGACCAACUUCGAGAACCUGGGCGCGACCUGCGAGCUCAAGCCCUACCUGUCUGGCUUCGCGCCCAAUGUCAUCUGCUCAUUCAAGGGGUCGGAAGACACGACAGAGACGGUCCUCAUUAGCGCGCAUUACGACAGUCGGGGCUCGUUCGGCAGCACGCGCGCGCCCGGUGGCGACGAUGACGGGUCUGGCACCACUACGCUACUCGGGAUAGCGCGCACUAUUGCGCGCAAGGGCGUCCAGUUCAAGAAGAACGUGCAGAUUUGCGCGUUCUCGGGCGAGGAGCAGGGCCUUUACGGCUCGCGGUACUACGCGCAGGAGCUGCGCCAGAAGGACGCCAACUUGACGCUCAUGGUCCAGGCGGACAUGCUUGCGUACCACGCGCCCGGCGAGCCCGCACAACUUGGUCUUCCCGAUCGGAUUGGGACGCCCGAGGUGACCCAGCUCGUUGCGACCCUGUCGGCCAUCUACAGCCCCGAGCUCAAAGUCGGCUUCACCCCGGCGUGCUGCAGUGACCACCAGAGCUUCCAUGGCCAAGGCUUCCCAUCCACUCAGGUGUUCGAGCGCGCGGGCCCCAUCGCGGACCCCAUGUAUCACAACAGCGGCGACCUGAGCGACCGCGAGAACUACGACUUCGAGCAGAUCAAGUCCAUCGCGAAGGUGCAGUUCGCUACGCUGCUCCAUGUGGCCGGCUUCGACUUGGCCAGCGACGAGUGAUUUCCCCGACACUUCUUGGAUCUGGAGCCUGCUUCUCGAUAGAGAAGCGGUUCGUGUACUCAUACGUUCAUACCCC
Trametes versicolor FP-101664 SS1 is the source of this 1511-nucleotide messenger RNA. RefSeq names its product Zn-dependent exopeptidase. Bases 20 to 1435 code for a protein of 471 amino acids. Lineage: Eukaryota; Fungi; Basidiomycota; Agaricomycetes; Polyporales; Polyporaceae. The transcript is spliced from 7 exons. The record is from RefSeq and is a predicted model, not a curated record. Gene Ontology annotation, molecular function: metalloexopeptidase activity. Gene Ontology annotation, biological process: proteolysis.